GGUAAACAAUCCCCUUCGCUCCCCAGCCGAUAUUAGCAAGAACUACGACAGGGGGGUGCACCAUAUGCCGCAAUACAAGCGUGUGCCCUUAAUCUCAGACAAUCUACAAUUACCUCAAUUCCAACAGCCUUCUAUGACAUCCAGCGCAAUAUCAUCAUUCGUCUCAGAGCAGAAGCGUUAUCAGAAACAUUAUGCCACAGAAGGGGCCGCGGCAUUCAAAUCCUGGAUAUCCGUAUCCUGUGGAGGAAAAGGCGAUGGAACAAAUGGCUCUCGUCUGUCUGCAUCAGCAAAAGCGAUGUGCAAUUCCAGUCCAUUGCUUCAACCCCGUGUUCCAGAACCUCCGAUCUCAGACACUCGUGGUUCGAGUUCCCGGAAAAAUUACAGGCAAAUAGUUAUACCAAAGACUCAGUCGGGAGUGUAUGUGCCUCAACCCCGAGGGCCAGAAGAAUUGCGUGAGGACGAUCAUGUGGCAAGGCUUCAGCAAAGAAGGGAGCGUCGCAGGGCCAAGAGAGCUGUCCUUCACCCAAAACCUCCCCUAAGAGAUCAUAUUCCCGACGACUCAGCUUCUCCAGCCAAAACGACCGAAUUUUCUUCCCUAUCCAGCGGUGAUCAGCAAGGUGCAAGGCGAAGCCGGAAAAAACGGGAAUAUUCGACAAACCGUGGGAAGGCGAAGGCUUCGAAAAAGAGAAUGAAGAAAAGUAGCAGCUCAGGUUCCCGCCCAAGACACUCCCCACUUCCCACACAGAGAUCACCACGCAAAAGGAGGAGAUCGAAGAACAUAGCCCCAGGACUUUCGCUCAUGCACAACUUUGAUGCCAAAAAUAUUGCUCGCAGUCGGAUUACGCUCAAUAAAAUUGGGGUUUUUAACAAAGGAGUAGCUUCCGCUCCUACUAAUGUACCCCGAAACGGCAUAAUUCCACAAGAAAAGUUGCUGGCCAUGUUUUCUCGGAGCACGCGUUCCUGAACCGCACUAGGCCACUCAAACACGUAACAUCUUCCGAACCUACUAGUAAAUCAAACCGAUCUGCUGCUGACAGCGCGGAAGAGGACAUUCGCCGUUCAUCCCCUGCUGCGACCAA
Messenger RNA from Cantharellus anzutake, 1079 nucleotides. RefSeq lists its product as uncharacterized. The transcript is spliced from 4 exons. NCBI's taxonomy places the organism in Eukaryota, Fungi, Basidiomycota, Agaricomycetes, Cantharellales, Hydnaceae. Bases 65 to 964 code for a protein of 299 amino acids. The record is from RefSeq and is a predicted model, not a curated record.